AACUGUCAAGCUUUGUUUUGGUUUUGAUUGACUUCGCGGAAGAUUGGAAACGUUUUCUCUGUAUUUUGCGCAAAAUGUUCAAAAAAUCGUGAAUAAAUUAAUAUUUAUCGCGCUAGUUUUGUGUCCUAAUUUGCCAUGGAUAAGUUUUCGGACGUGUGCAAGUUGGAACAAAGCGGAAGCAACGUCGGCGGGCUGAUAAUCAAGAAGAAGGACAAAACGGCUGAGAAGGACGUGUUCAAAAAACCGAAAGCAUCCUUGCUGGGGUUGGACCGAUUGGCCGCAGCUCAAAGGGCCCGCAAGCAACAAGAAGCGGCGCGGCUCUCGUUCAAAGAUUCCGAUGGUAACGAUAUGGAUGAGGAUGAGGCCGGCGGGAAAGAUUACUCCGAAAGACGAGAGAGAAGUAAGCACUCUUCGUCAUCUUCGGCCUCAUCCUCUUCGAAGCAGUAUCGGGAAAGUGCAGUGGAAACUCCUUCCUAUACCGGUGGAGUGAGUGAUGCUGCCAGGAAGAGGUUCAACGACCGUUCCAAGGAGGACUACCAUGGGAAGGGGCUUUACGCAUCGACCAAGUCGAAGAAGGAUCGAGAUCGAGACGACGACGACGACGAGCGGAAGCGACACAAGUUCUCCUCCAGUAGCUCUCGGAGUCGGAGAGGAGAUUCCUCGCAUCGAACACCAGGCCACUACAAAGAUGAACCGCAAACGCCUCGAAGCGAUCGCCGUAUGGAUGCAUUCGGAUGGGAGGAUGAUGAUGAAAGGCAGGCUUCCAGUUCCCGAAAAUCGUCGUGGGACUAUCCUACUCCCAAACUGCCGAAGGGUUCGGAGUCUGUACGAAGCAAUCGUCCUUCGUCGUCAUCGUCUUCCAGGAGAGGUCGAGAAGAGGACACACCUCGUCCGACUCCGGCCCACAAGUACAACAAAUGGGCACCAGAUCGGAAGGAAUCCGGAGCGACCCCACACGGCAGCAAGAAGAAUGUUCCAUGGGAGUCCGAAGAAGAUAAGGAUCUCUGGGAAAAGGAGCAGGUGCGCUUGGAUCGCGAGUGGUACAGCAUUGGCGAGGGAUAUGACGAGGAGAAUAAUCCAUUCUCCGGAACAAGUUCGGAAUAUCUUCAGAAACGGGAAGAACAGUUGGAGCAACGUAGGAUCAAGCGGAUGUCUGCUCAGCAGCGUCAAAUCAACAAGGACAAUGAACUGUGGGAGAAGAAUCGUCUGCUCACAUCCGGAGUGGUGAUGUCGAUCAAUUUCAACGAAGAUUUUGACGAAGAAGCUGUGGAGCGAGUCCACUUGUUAGUCCAUCAUACGGUUCCACCUUUUUUGGAUGGCCGAAUUGUGUUUACGAAGCAGCCGGAACCGGUUAUUCCUGUGAAGGACGCAACCUCAGAUAUGGCCAUGGUUGCUCGGAAGGGAAGCCUUCUGGUGAGGACCUAUCGAGAACAGAAGGAACGUAGGAAAGCUCAGAAGAAGCACUGGGAGUUGGGUGGCACAAAGCUCGGAAACAUAAUGGGCGUCGAGAAGAAACAGGAUGACGAAGAUGCCAAGUAUGACGCAGAAACAGACACUGCAGACUACCGCAAGGAUCAGAAAUUCGCAGACCACAUGCAAGCACAGGACGAUAGCGCCGAUUUCACCAAGAAAAGGCCAAUCUACGAACAGCGAAGAUCGCUUCCUGUGUUUGCUGUGCGUCAAGAUCUAUUGAACGUGAUCCGUGAGAACUCGGUUGUAAUCAUUGUUGGUGAAACUGGUAGUGGAAAAACUACUCAGCUCACUCAGUAUCUGCAUGAAGAUGGCUACAGUCGAUUGGGCAUGAUUGGUUGCACACAGCCUCGAAGAGUGGCUGCCAUGUCCGUGGCCAAACGUGUAUCGGAUGAAAUGAACACCAAGUUGGGACAAGAGGUUGGCUAUGCGAUUCGAUUCGAGGAUUGCACUUCGGAGAAAACAGUCAUCAAAUAUAUGACGGAUGGUAUUCUACUGCGUGAAAGUUUGAGAGACAGUGAUCUCGACGGAUACUCAGCGGUCAUUAUGGAUGAAGCUCACGAACGGUCACUCUCUACUGACGUUCUUUUUGGACUGCUACGAGAUAUUGUCGCUAGAAGGAGAGAUUUGAAGCUGAUCGUCACGUCUGCUACUAUGGACGCAACUAAGUUUGCUACGUUCUUUGGUAACGUACCUACUUUCACCAUUCCAGGUCGAACCUAUCCGGUAGAUGUCCUGUUCAGCAAAAAUGUCUGUGAAGAUUACGUGGACUCUGCCGUCAAGCAAGCCCUCCAAAUUCAUCUUCAGCAGCUGGAAGGGGACAUGUUGAUUUUCAUGCCCGGUCAGGAAGAUAUUGAAGUCACGUGCGAAGUACUUGCCGAACGAUUAUCUGAAAUUGAAAACGCCCCCGAGUUAUCGAUCCUCCCGAUCUAUUCACAACUUCCGUCCGACUUGCAAGCAAAAAUUUUCCAACGCUCUGCUGAAGGCCUCCGCAAAUGUAUCGUUGCUACGAACAUCGCCGAAACUUCCCUGACCGUCGACGGAAUCAUCUUCGUCAUCGAUUCGGGCUACUGCAAACUUAAAGUCUACAAUCCAAGGAUUGGUAUGGAUGCCCUGCAGAUCUACCCCAUCUCCCAAGCUAACGCAAACCAACGUUCUGGUCGUGCCGGAAGAACUGGACCGGGACAAGCUUUCCGUCUCUACACCGAACGCCAGUACAAAGACGAACUGCUCGCUCUGACCGUUCCGGAAAUUCAACGAACCAAUCUAGCCAACACCGUACUCUUGCUGAAGUCUCUGGGUGUUGUAGACCUCCUCCAAUUCCAUUUCAUGGAUCCACCCCCUCAGGACAACAUCCUCAACUCGCUGUACCAGCUUUGGAUUCUGGGAGCGCUGGAUCACACCGGAGCCCUGACGUCGCUCGGUCGGCAAAUGGCCGAAUUUCCGCUCGAUCCUCCCCAGUGUCAAAUGCUGAUCGUUGCCAACCAGAUGGGAUGCAGUGCGGAGAUCUUGAUUAUCGUAUCAAUGCUCUCCGUUCCUUCGAUUUUCUACCGGCCCAAAGGAAGGGAAGAGGAAGCGGACAACGUGCGAGAAAAGUUUCAGGUUCCGGAAUCGGAUCAUCUUACAUACCUCAAUGUGUACCAGCAGUGGAAGAUGAACAAGUAUUCAUCAAACUGGUGCAACGAGCAUUUUAUUCACAUCAAAGCCAUGCGCAAGGUGCGGGAGGUUCGCCAACAGCUCAAGGAUAUCUACGUGCAGCAACGGCUCAAGGUGCAAUCCUGCGGCACCAAUUGGGACAUCGUUCGGAAGUGUAUCUGUUCGGCUUACUUCUACCAAGCGGCCCGACUGAAGGGCAUCGGCGAGUACGUCAAUCUGCGCACGGGUAUGCCUUGCUACUUGCACCCGACGUCGGCUCUGUAUGGUCUGGGCACCACGCCGGACUACGUGGUGUACCACGAGUUGGUGAUGACGGCCAAGGAGUACAUGCAAUGUGCUACCGCUGUGGAUGGGUUCUGGCUUGCCGAGCUGGGACCUAUGUUCUUUUCGGUGAAGGAAACCGGCAAAAGCAGUCGAGAGAAGAGGAAGCAGGCAGCUGAACAUUUGCACCAGAUGGAAUCCCAAAUGCAAAAGGCACAAGAACAGAUGGAAAAGCAGAAACAGGAAGAAGUUGAACGUCAACAGCAACAGAUGAUCAAGCAAGAGAUCAUCACUCCGGGAGCUACUCCUAGGAGAACUCCAUCUCGGAUAGGCUUGUGAAUGGAACCUCCUCACAAUCACAGCACUUCUCAAAUAUCACAAACUACGGAAGCAUCCAACGACAGCGUUCGUGCUUUCUCUUAGCAUAUCAGAUCUCUUUUUCUGUGCAGUUAAUAUGCC
Messenger RNA from Aedes aegypti (yellow fever mosquito), 3846 nucleotides. Its product is annotated as pre-mRNA-splicing factor ATP-dependent RNA helicase PRP16. The coding region runs from base 136 to 3726 and encodes 1196 amino acids. Gene Ontology annotation, cellular component: spliceosomal complex; intracellular anatomical structure. The transcript is spliced from 6 exons. Gene Ontology annotation, molecular function: RNA binding; ATP binding. NCBI's taxonomy places the organism in Eukaryota, Metazoa, Arthropoda, Insecta, Diptera, Culicidae. The record is from RefSeq and is a predicted model, not a curated record. Gene Ontology annotation, biological process: mRNA splicing, via spliceosome.